This is a messenger RNA of Exophiala xenobiotica, 4628 nucleotides long. RefSeq lists its product as uncharacterized. The transcript is spliced from 3 exons. Lineage: Eukaryota; Fungi; Ascomycota; Eurotiomycetes; Chaetothyriales; Herpotrichiellaceae. The record is from RefSeq and is a predicted model, not a curated record. Gene Ontology annotation, cellular component: cytoplasm. Gene Ontology annotation, biological process: intracellular signal transduction; protein phosphorylation. Bases 609 to 4382 code for a protein of 1257 amino acids. Gene Ontology annotation, molecular function: ATP binding; protein serine/threonine kinase activity.
AGAAUGGUGCCUGCCACAAAAGAAGACAUCUCAACUCACUGGGCAACCUCUCUCCGCUCUCCAUCUACCUCGAUGACCAUGCGAACAAGACGAGGUUGAGGAUUCUUCGCUUCUGCAAGUCGUUCUUUUUUGGAUUCUUGCGCCCUUUUUGGUUUUGGUCUCCUUUUGGACUUACCCAAAGCAGCAUUCUUCAAUGCCCAGUGCGUCAGCAUUCCUCAGCCAGGCCCGAUCCUAUUCGGAUGUGGACAAGAAAAACCGGAAUUCGGCAACAUAAACCUCUCCUAGUUCCUGGAUCGGUGGAGGCCAUUCAGACAUAUAUGUCAUUCGAAAAGCGUUGUGCACAAGGUGAGGAGAACAAGCGUGGUUUGGGUGAAGCCGUGGCCGUUUGGCCCUCGCAGAGGAUCAAGGUCUGAGAGGGAACGGCAGAAUCGGGUCAACACCGCUAUCGCGUCAACUGCGCCGAAUAUUCCUUUUCAAAAUCACCGCGCAUCAUAGUUGGACAUAUCACCACGAAUGCUCUCCCGAUAUUCCAUUACUAUACCCCUACUGAAUGCUGAAAGCUGUCACUUGGCCGGACCUGCUGGUGAAAGUGAAGGAUUGUCUGGGCCAUGACGGCAAAGAUGUCCACACCUCAGAACGUCUCUGAUCACACAGCCAGAAACACCACAACCAACCAUUCUAAGAAUGAGAAGAUCCUUGUCAAGAGAAAUGUUCUGGGCGAGACUCAAGCCAGAGGACAUCCUACGAGUGCCCCUCAUCCACGAAAUAUGGCACCUCGCUGCGGUUCCUCCUCGCCUCGACUACCCCACCAUGAAUCUCUGAAGCCUGAAGCCAAUUUGUCAGUCCGGGAAAAGGUGGUCGGUAAAAUCUCUGCGAUUGAAAACAAACGCAUAUCUACCAUUGCUAAUGAGGUCGCGGCUGAGGCCAAACGAGACUCGCAUGUUUCCACAAACUCAUCAGGCGCUGGAAAAGGCAAAAGAAAGACUCAUGUUGGCCCAUGGCAACUGGGUAAGACUCUAGGAAAGGGAGCGACUGGAAGAGUUCGUCUAGCGAAACAUUCGAUGACAGGCCAAGUCGCGGCAGUCAAAAUCGUGUCCAAAAAAUCAGCUGCGUUGGUCCAAAGUGCGAGUAUGGCUCGUAUGGACAAAGAAGACACCACGGCCAUGGUUGCAGCAGGCCCACGUACAAUGCCCUUUGGGAUUGAACGUGAGGUUGUCAUUAUGAAGCUAAUUGCACAUCCCAAUAUCAUCAAUCUCUACGAUAUCUGGGAAAAUCGUGGCGAGCUGUAUCUUGUCCUAGAGUAUGUCUCUGGUGGUGAACUCUUUGACUACGUCUCAAGCAAUGGAGCACUACCUGAGGGAGAAGCAGUCAGACUCUUCCGUCAGAUCAUUGCAGGCUUGUCAUACUGUCACCGCUUCAACAUCUGUCAUCGAGAUCUCAAGCCCGAAAACAUCCUGCUCGAUAGUGAGAGAAAUAUCAAAUUGGCAGAUUUCGGAAUGGCAGCACUCCAACCGAACGGGACCUGGCUCAACACCUCAUGCGGAAGUCCACACUAUGCCGCACCUGAAAUCAUUCUCGGCCAGCAAUACAGAGGUGAUAUGGCUGACAUCUGGAGCACCGGAAUCAUCCUCUUUGCCAUGCUCAACGGCUUUCUGCCUUUCGAUGGCGGCACAGUCCAGAAUACACUCCGUCUCGUCAAAAAAGGAGAAUAUUACCUACCCCCAAAUCUGAGUAUCGAAGCUUCAGAUCUUAUCCAACGAAUCUUGCAGAAGCGACCAGAGAAGAGGAUCAGCAUGGACCAUAUCUGGCCUCACCCACUUCUGCGCAAGUAUGAAAAGUAUCACGCAAGCCUGGUUGCACCCGAUGCUCUGAUCGGUCCUGCUCCACCACUGAGUAUUGAAGCGCAGACCAAACGUAUCACAAAGCGCUCCGACAUCGACCAAGAGAUAUUAAGCAAUCUCUCUACUCUGUGGCACGGGCUGAAGGCUGAGGAGCUUGUGAAGAGACUUCUUAGUGAAGAACCGAACCAUGAGAAGUUGUUCUACUGGGCAUUGAUCAAGUUUAGGGAAGACCAACUUGAAAACUAUCCUGGCGAGCCUCUUCAGUAUUCGGCAAGUGAUUAUCACCACGUCAGCAGACCGGCGCCAAAGUCAAACAAGCGAGCUGCGAACGGCCGUGGUCACAAUCGCCGUGCUUCCCAGUUCUCAAUCAUAAGUGAUGAAGCUACCCAUCGCGAUAGCUAUUACAAAAACCCAGCAACAGCAGCCAGCAAGGCCACGCAAAGCAGCUAUGACCCUUAUCGAGCUUCCAGAACACCAAUUACUGAAGCCAACCCCGAUUCUACUACAGUCGUUGUCCGACACCGACCAGGCAGUUCAGCCGGAAGCGUCAGACAUAGAGCACUAGAUCGAAUCCAGGACAACGAUGUGCCCGCUCUGCCAAGCUUCACGUCUGAAGACCUUGAACGGAUCAUUCAGAAGAAGCGAGCAUCAUAUUCGACAGCGACAUCUAAGAGCUCCCUUUCCACCAGCACUAGACGUCGGCCCGGAAUCAGGAAGUCGUUAAGCUAUAAGCGGCAAGUCAGUUUUCUCCAUCGACGCCAGACCUCCUACGGACGUGCGAACACCAAUCUUAGGGUGCGCUAUGACAGUGGCUCAAGUGACCGGCCUCAAACUCGCAGCUCGAGUGAUCCAAGAACCGAGUCACAGAGCACACCUAGUCUAGCUACGCCCUCUCAGCCGUACCAGCCUCGAAAAUCGAGCUCAGAGAUGGAUAUUAAGAAGACUCGUGUUACCAGUCAUUACUGGAAGGAUGAGACUCGUAAAGUGAGUGCUGAGUUAGGGAAGAUUUGCGAAGAGGCCUUCAAUCGAUCUUCUAUGUCUACUACGAUGAGCGACGCAAGUCCACAAGUGCCUCUGGAUUCUUCGGCCACGUCAAUAUCGGCGCACAAUCGUGGAGUGCUCGAGAGCAUCCGAAAUCGCCCUCUGCCGGCAACACCGGUGCUUCAAGAGUUGAUCGGCCGUCGCCACAAGAUCAUCGAAACUUGGGGCGAUGCUGACAAAAUUGUGUUGAAUGAGAUUCUUGCCGCUCUGGACAACCGAAUCGAUGCUGAAAUUGACAAGCAACUGAGUCUGGAUAAACGAGCCGCCUCCGAUCCCACUCAAGGCACUAUCACUGGCCGCCAGGGAAAUAUCUCGCCUACAAACACAAUGGAAGACCUCAAGCGUGGCCGUGAAAAGAAUCGAGCAGCUUCCGAUCCUCUAAAAUUCAAAACACCUUAUGCCCGCCAGGAAAAUACCAUUCGUCUAGUUACUCCCGAUCCAACGUCGCCACUAGCUCGACUCGAGCCUCUCAAGGUUCGGAAAAACAAGGCAAUGCCGAUCAACUCAUUGAGGGGUGGACCAGUCAAUAUGACAGAUGCUCAAAAUGAGCGUGUUGGCUACGACCAACGCCUCUAUACAAAGACGGGACUGGACACAAUCGAGGAAGACCCAGCGUCUCCGAAGAAGGCUCCCCGAAAGUGGUCAUGGCUUGGUAAACGUGGUUCGGGAGGGCAUGAUUUACUGGAAGCUAUACAUUCUACAGGAGAAGUCAAGCAAAGUGUCGACUCUCGGGCUUCCGAGGUUGUUCAACCGAGUGAGUCGACGCAUUCCUCGAUCCCUUCAAGGGGUAAGGAUAGUGAGCCCGAAUCAGGUGACAUCGAGUUGAACGUCGAGAAGAAAAAACGCUGGUUCCAGAAGAUGUUCGGUAAGUCGAAAGCUGAGGACAACUUAUCGAACACUACCGUGGUCGAACAUCGCAUUGUUCGGGAUCUAUCUAGUGCGACAGACUCGGAGACAAGAGAUGAAAUUACCAACGAACCUGGUGACGACAAGGCUACGGCUCGCAAGUGCUUUCCUCCAGCAACGAGUGUUGACGCUGCUGCAGCGGCGGCUGCCCUUGGUCCCAUUGAGAUCAAUCAAAAUUGGUUUGCCAAAUUCUUCCACAUCAAGCCAGCAACUCGCGUUAUUUGUCUUCAGAUCAGCAAGGGCAAAGCUAGGAAAGAGCUCCUCAAGAUACUCAAGGAAUGGCGAAAAUACGGGAUCAAAGAUGUAAUUUCGGAGCGCAGAACGGGUGGAGAUGUAGUUCGUGGUCGCGUGGACGCAUCGAAUUAUCUCCAGCUCAAGCCGGUACAUUUCCACGCCUACCUAUAUUCUGUCCUCGAACAUGGUCGGAAAGCCAAUCUGAGCAUUCUGAAAUUCACACAAGAGAAGGGAGCAGCCAGCAGCUUCUACAAGGUUGUCGACACUCUUGAAGCGGUCUUGAAGGAGCGAGAUCUCGUUGUGCUAGACGCGCAGAAGAAGAAGGGUAUCGAGAAGAGUCUCAAAGAUGCCGGUCUCUGAUAAGAGAAUUGGACUGUAACAUACCGAGUAUUUUUGGGCUUGAGCAGCUCGCUCAACGUCUCGUGUACAUUCGCUGAUCAUUCUUGGAGAAGAUUGUUGUGAUCAGGACAUACAUUGGAUGCGGACUGGUACCCAGGGCUUUUCGUGCAUAUUAUUGGAAGCAAUUCCAGGAAGAGGUAUUGGCGACAGCUUUUCAGCAUUGGGUUUUGUAAAGUACUACGCAGAUAGAAAAGCGCCCACGUUUUA